Messenger RNA from Penicillium paradoxum, 2430 nucleotides. RefSeq names its product Golgi transport complex subunit COG4. Bases 1 to 2430 code for a protein of 809 amino acids. Lineage: Eukaryota; Fungi; Ascomycota; Eurotiomycetes; Eurotiales; Aspergillaceae. The record is from RefSeq and is a predicted model, not a curated record. The transcript has 2 exons.
AUGGCGCCUAGGAUGGCUGCAACUGCUAAUGGGCAUACGGCCCUUCAGAGCCCUUCAAGUAAUGUCUCACCAGAGACAUCUCCAUCCCUACAGCCAGACAUCUUCAAUGCCAGCUCCGUCGCCGAGAUCAAAGCCACGCUGUCCCACCUCCACACCCAAGAAGCGUCCGUGACUGCCCGCCUCGAUGCCCUAGUGACAUCCCAGAAAGACCUCUCCCGUGAGCUGGGCCGUCUGGACCUGAUGCGCGCCAAUAUCGGCUCCCACGCCACCACCACCCGCUCCAUCAGCCAUGGAAUGCUCUCCGAAGCCGCCGGCACCGCCGACCGCAUCUCCAGCGCGGUCCGCCGCCUGGAUCUCGAACAGGCACGAGUGAAAGCUACACUGGAGGUUGUUGAGCAGGUCGCCGAGCUCAAAGCGUGUGCGCUGGGUGUGGCAGGAUCCAUGGGUGCGCCCCAGGACUGGGAGAAAGCCGCCAGCUACCUGCACCGCGCAGCGCAGAUCCCAGCGACGGUCGUCAAUGGCUCCUUUGCUGCGGAGAUGGUUCCCACGGCUGAGGUCCCCGAUCCCCCAAGUGUGACUCUGGAUAACGCCGCGGAGUCGCUGUGCGGGCUGUUCCUGCGUGAGUUUGAGAAGGCAGUUAAGGAGAACGACGGCGCCAAGAUCACCCGUUUCUUCAAGCUUUUCCCGCUCAUCGGUCGCUCCGAGGUUGGACUCGAUGUUUAUGGUCGUUAUGUGUGCCAGGGCGUGGCGGCGAAGGCUCGAGCUAACCUCAAUGGAGCUACAGGGGGUGUCCAGACCAAGGAUGGGUUCUUCUAUGCCAAUGCGCUUACCAAGCUGUUCGAGCAUAUCGCGCAGAUUAUUGAUGGCCAUGGUGGGCUAGUUGAGCACCAUUAUGGCCCACGGAAGAUGGGGCGAGUCAUUGAACGGUUGCAAGUCGAAGCCGAUGUACAGGGUGGUAUCAUUCUUGAUACCUGGGGCGAUGAGCGACAUGUGGAUCGCAAGUUGAUGGAUAUCAAAUCCUAUGCUUUCACUUUCUUGGUCCAGAGCUUCCUGCCUGCCCAGAGACCAGGUCCACCUCGGGCACAGUCACCCGCCAUGGGAGCAAGCGUUGCCGCCGACGAAGAAGGAGUGGAUAUGAAAGAAAUCGACGGUAUCCUGAAUGAGAUGGCUAUAAUGCUAGGCCGCUGGUCAAUGUACUGUCGGUUCUUGGCUGAUACAUGUAAUUCUUCGGGUGAGAAUGAUACAGACGACGAGAAGCGAUUCGAGCUUCCCACCUUCUUGCAAGAGUCAUCCCUGGCCCAUAAGAUCAAUGAUCGCCUAGUGGCCCCAUUCAACGCAAUGACAACCUUCUUCUUCCGCCGAUCUGUCGAAAAGGCCUUCCAGCUAGACGAGUCCCCAUCAGGUCUCACGCUGAACCUGCAACGACCACUGAAAGCCCACCCACCACACAUCACCUCAGCCGUCGACGACAUAAUGUACAUCGUCAACAAAGUCCUCCAACAAUCCCUCGCCACUUCCCAAGAAGCCGUCGUGACAAACGUAGUCCCAACCCUAUCCCGCGUCCUUGGCUCCGACUUCAUCGGGAUGACCCAACGCAAAAUGCGCGACGAAUGCUACCCCCGAGCCCCAGUGCAAGGCGGCCAACCACCCGAACAAACCAUCAUCUCCUUCCUAGUCCAAAUCAACAACCUGGAUCUAGCAAUGGACUACAUCCGACGAAUCGUGCAAAACAACACGGGAUCCAAACUCCCCGAACCCAACGAACCCCAACCCGACCCCCAAGCAACCGAGCACCUCCUCACAAUCUUCCCAAACCGCACCUCCGCCCAGAACAUCCACCAAACCCUCCUCACCCUCUCAACCACCUUCUCCGGCAAAAUGACCGACCUCCUAACAGACGGCAUCCAAGUAAUCUUCAACAACAUCAUCAAGCCCCGCCUCCGCCCCAUCCUCGCCGACACCUUCCGCGACAUCGAAUACACCGACCAACCCGACUCAACCUUCGAAACCAAAGAACUCGUCAAACCACGCUUCACAACCUCCUGGGCCGACCUGCUCACCCCACUCGCCCGCAUCCUAACCCCAGCAGCCUUCGACCGCGUCCUCGGCGUGACAAUCGCAUAUCUCGCGCGUCUGCUCGAAAAGAGACUGUGGUCAUACCAUUCGCGGAUCAACGCGCUGGGCGCGGCAAGACUCGAGAGGGACGUGGCGGGGCUGGUAGGCGCAGCUGUCGACGUGGGGUAUGUAGCCGGUGGACCCGGGCGGUAUAAACACCGGGAGAGCUUUGCGCGGUGUGUGCAGAUGACGCUUGUGAUGGGGAUGGACGAGGAUGAGUGGGAGGAGGUGAGACGGGGUGGGGAGGCGGCGGAGGUGGUUGAUAAGCUUGGGCGGGAGGAUUUGUUUAGAGUGAGAGGGAUGGUGAGGAGGUGA